UUAUCUGACCUCCUCCUUGGGAGUUGGGACAAAAAACUGUGGCUUCUUCCUAGAAAAAGCGAAAGAAAAAAAAAAUUGUAAAAGCUGAGUCUAGUGUUUUCUCUUUCACAUUUAAUGGUUUCUGCAGUGCAGGUUGAGGUGUCUUUUUUUUGGUGGGGUUCAUUCAACUCUAGAGCUUCUUUUCACCACUUGGCAACCUCACAAUCUUGCGUGAAUCACUAAAACCAUUGCGGUUCAUAAGAAAUGAGUUACUUGGGUGUUGGUGUGAGUCCAGGGAAUGUGCCAGUGUACCAUGGCACUUUUCUGAAGGUUGUUGACAGAAGAAUCAGGGUUGUAGAGCUGAUUUUGAGAUGUGUGAUUUGUGGUUUAGGUGUUCUUGCUGCUGUUCUUGUGGGAACUGAUUCUCAGGUCAAAGAGAUCUUCACAAUCCGAAAGACAGCCAGAUUUACCGACAUGAAAGCUCUUGUGUUUUUAGUGAUAGCCAAUGGAAUAGCUGCAACUUACUCUUUGUUACAAGGUGUGCGCUGUGUUGUUGGUAUGUUUAAAGGAAGCUUGCUGUUCAACAAGCCUCUAGCUUGGGCAAUUUUUUCUGGAGAUCAGGUGAUGGCAUACUUGACAGUGGCGGCGGUGGCAGCAGCGGCACAAUCAGCAGCAUUUGCAAAGAUGGGACAGCCAGAGCUGCAGUGGAUGAAACUAUGUGAUAUGUAUGGGAAAUUCUGCAACCAAGUUGGAGAAGGAAUAGCUUCAGCACUUCUGGUGAGCCUCAGCAUGGUGGUUUUGUCUUGCAUUUCUGCAUUCAGUCUCUUCCGUUUGUAUGGAGGGAUCAAGUCUAAAAAUGGUGGCAGGUGGUAGGCCAAUCAAUUAAGCAAAACUGUUGCGCCAUUUUUAAUUCAAUCAGUCAGUC
Molecule: messenger RNA, 904 nt
Organism: Pistacia vera
Lineage: Eukaryota; Viridiplantae; Streptophyta; Magnoliopsida; Sapindales; Anacardiaceae
Product: CASP-like protein 2B1
Exons: 4
Coding region: 244-852 (202 amino acids)
Source: RefSeq, a predicted model, not a curated record